CUAGGUGGCAGCACUCAAUCGUCAUUGUGUUGCUAACGUCAGUCUGUGGGAGAACAGCUACGCUAAUCUGAACUGAGUUUGUUGUCCAGAUUUUUGCUUUUCAAGCUAAAAGAUGGAAGAGUAUCAUUCUGGAGAUGAAGUGUCUUUCAGUCCAGAUGAUGCAAGUAAUGUUGUAAAGGAGUGCAUUGAGGGGAUCGUUGGAGGCGUGGACUACAGCCAGAACAAAGUCAACCAGUGGACAGCCAGCAUAGUUGAACACACUCUCACUCAGUUAGUCAAACAGGGGAAACCGUUCAAGUACAUUGUCAACUGUGCUGUGAUGCAGAAAAGCGGCGCAGGUCUUCACACAGCCAACUCUUGUUACUGGGACACUACCACUGAUGGAAGUUGCACAGUCCGGUGGGAGAACCGAACCAUGUACUGUGUCGUCAGUGUGUUUGCAGUGGCUAUUGCGCUAUAAAACAGGAAUCAGGGCUGAGACAUACACAGACACAAAAGGAUAAAAACUCUGCUUCAACACUGGCUUUAAAACCAUGUUCAACUUGUCAUGUUUUGCCUAAUCUACAAAGUUUAAACUGUAUUGCAAAUGCUUGUCUACCAUAUUGUAUGUUAAUUUGCCUUGUUUUUUUUUAGACUUGUGAUGGUUACGUGCACGUUUGUUCUGUACAGGAUGAAAUGCAAAUAUGUUGAUGCUUAAUUAUUAAAGUUGUCCGAUUUGGGUU
Carassius carassius (crucian carp) is the source of this 722-nucleotide messenger RNA. It is a transcript of the gene dynlt3, whose product is annotated as dynein light chain Tctex-type 3. Gene Ontology annotation, biological process: microtubule-based movement. Gene Ontology annotation, molecular function: dynein intermediate chain binding. Lineage: Eukaryota; Metazoa; Chordata; Actinopteri; Cypriniformes; Cyprinidae. The transcript has 5 exons. The record is from RefSeq and is a predicted model, not a curated record. Gene Ontology annotation, cellular component: cytoplasm; cytoplasmic dynein complex; kinetochore. Bases 113 to 460 code for a protein of 115 amino acids.